GACAGACUGAGGUCAAGGUGGGAGGUUUGGCUGUAAAUCGUCAGAUAGGGAUGGUGCACCGUGACAGCUCCGUGUUGUUCCUGCGAUGAGAGCGGACCUGAGCAGCUCUGCCGGGAGAGAGGCUUGACAAUGUCCACUGGAGCGAGAUCAUGACCCUACUGAAUGAGUCAGAGGAGACCUCCUCUCCCUCCUUCCCUCUCUCCUCCUUAGAGCACAAUUUCUCCGUCUUUGUCACCCAUGACCCCUCAUACUCCCCCAUAUCCUUCCCCACCUCCUCCUUGCUGACCUCCUCCAACUGCACCAGCUCUCCUCCAGCCUCCUCUCCUCCUUACAACUUUUAUGCGGUGCUGCUGGUGCUCCUGAUCUUCUGCGUGGUGUUCGGCAAUGUGCUGGUGUGCGUGGCGGUUUCUCGGGAGCGUGCUCUGCAGACCACCACCAACUACCUCAUCGUCUCCCUGGCUGUGUCCGACCUGCUGCUGGCCACGCUGGUCAUGCCCUGGGGCGUCUACCUGGAGGUGGUGGGAGAGUGGCGCUUCAGUCUCAUCCACUGUGACAUCCUGCUCACCCUGGACGUCAUGAUGUGCACUGCCAGUAUCCUUAACCUCUGUGCCAUCAGCAUCGACAGAUACACAGCGGUGGCCAUGCCGAUGCUCUACAACACCAGAUACAGCUCCCGGCGGAGGGUGGCGGUGAUGAUUGCUGUGGUGUGGUUCCUCUCGUUUGCCAUCUCCUGCCCUUUACUGUUUGGACUCAACAACACUGCCAGUCGGGAAGGCACCACGUGCAGCUUUGCCGACCCGGCCUUCGUGGUGUACUCCUCUGUGGCCUCUUUCUACGUUCCCUUCAUCGUAACAUUGCUGGUGUACGCGCAGAUCUGCGUGGUGCUGCGCAAACGAGGCAGACGCACCGCCCCUCCACGCAGACACGGUCUGCACACGCAAGGCGGGGCUGAGGCAGGAGAGGGUCAUCGACACAGAAAGAAUAAGUGUACACAGCCAGAGGAUGUGAAGUUAUGCACUCUGAUCCUGAGACCCACCACUGCAGCCCCACAGCGAAAGAAAGUGGCCUACCUCCCUCACCAUCCUACCUCCGUCUCUGUUUGUCAGACCCUGGUGAAGGAGGCAGUGGUUCACCCCCUUGAAGUGGAGCCGGGUCAGUUCCUGCCGCAGACCGAGCAGAGUAUGGCUCCUCCUCCUGCUCCACAGACCUCCUCCCACCCGGGACGGGCAAGGAUCUCCCUGUCCAUCUCAGUCGGACCUGCCCCUGUUCUUCCUUCAACUGUGACGCGAUCGGCCCUGACGCCGCGCCCCCCCACCCUCGAGGACGGCAUGAGGGGGCGUGAAGGAUGGAGGGAGCGUAGUGGAGGCAGAGAGAAAUGGGGGAUCACCAAGGAGAGGGUGAGGGGAAGGCUGUCACAGCAGAAGGAGCGGAAGGCGACACAGAUGCUCGCUAUUGUGCUCGGUGUGUUCAUCAUCUGCUGGCUGCCUUUCUUCCUGACCCACGUGCUGAAGGCCCACUGCAGGAGCUGCUGUAUUUCACCAUCACUGUACAGUGCCGUCACCUGGCUGGGAUACCUGAACAGUGCCGUCAACCCCAUCAUCUACACUACAUUCAACAUUGAGUUUCGUAAGGCCUUCAUCAAAAUCCUGCACUGCUGAGAGCCACGGAGAUUAGAAGUGUCAACUGUGG
This is a messenger RNA of Toxotes jaculatrix (banded archerfish), 1689 nucleotides long. RefSeq names its product dopamine receptor D2 like (gene drd2l). Gene Ontology annotation, molecular function: G protein-coupled receptor activity; dopamine neurotransmitter receptor activity, coupled via Gi/Go. The record is from RefSeq and is a predicted model, not a curated record. Gene Ontology annotation, biological process: adenylate cyclase-activating adrenergic receptor signaling pathway. Gene Ontology annotation, cellular component: glutamatergic synapse; presynaptic membrane. The coding region runs from base 150 to 1658 and encodes 502 amino acids. The transcript has 8 exons. NCBI's taxonomy places the organism in Eukaryota, Metazoa, Chordata, Actinopteri, Toxotidae.